GAGGGCGCCCAUUUUGUGGUUCAGAGAAGGUUCUAGAAAAAGGACUGAGUGGAGGUGCUGGCUGAGGCUCGGCUCAGCCGUCGACUUUCUUUAGAUUCAGAGCCAACUUUACGCUGAGUACAGAGCAUUUGAGUUGAAGUACAGUUAUUUUGCAAACAUUUCUUUCGAAGAGGAUGGAGAACAGGGAUAAGGAGCAGUACCGCAAGCUGUUCAUAGGUGGCCUCAGUUUUAAUACAGCAGAAGAAAAUUUAAGAAGCCACUUUGAGCAAUGGGGAAAGCUUACCGACUGUGUGGUCAUGAGGGAUCCUCAAACCAAAAAAUCAAGAGGAUUUGGAUUUGUGACAUUUUCUACUGCAGAAGAAGUUGAUGAUGCAAUGGCUGCCAGACCUCAUAAAAUAGAUGGUCGUGUGGUGGAGCCUAAAAGAGCAGUUGCAAGAGAAGAAUCUGGGAAGCCAGGUGCUCAUUUAACUGUGAAAAAACUAUUUGUUGGUGGAAUAAAAGAUGACACUGAUGAACAUCAUCUUAGAUCAUAUUUUAAGAACUAUGGAAAAAUAGAAACCAUUGAAGUAAUAACUGAUCGGCAAAGUGGAAAAAAGAGAGGAUUUGCAUUUGUAACAUUCGAUGACCAUGAUCCGGUGGACAAAAUAGUCCUUCAAAAAUAUCAUUAUGUUAAUGGACACAAUGCAGAAGUGAGAAAAGCUCUAUCUCGUCAGGAAAUAAUGGAUGCACAAAAUAACCGGAUGGGACGAGGAGGUGGUGGUGGAUUUAGAGGAGACGGUCGUGGUGGCAAUUAUCCUAUGGGACGUGGUGGAAACUACGGAGGUGGCCCUACAGAUGGAUUUGGAGGUGGUCGUGGUUUUGGCGAUGGUCCUGGUUUCAAUGGUUACGGUGGAGGUGGUGGUAACUUUGGCGGUGGCCCUGGAUAUGGUGGAGGAUUUGGCAAUCAGGGUGGUGGCUAUGAUGGUGGAAAUUAUGGAGGAAAUUUUGGUGGUGGUGGUAACUUCAAUGAUUUUGGAAAUUACAAUCAUCAGAAUUCUAAUUUUGGACCAAUGAAAGGAAACUUUGGAGGUAGAAAUAUGGGUGGACCAUAUGGAGGAAACUAUGGUGGAGGCGGAGGAUUUGGUGGCCGCAACAGAUACUAAUUCAACAACAACCCCAUUCCAAGGGCAUCACUAUAUAAAUAGGGGAGGAUGAGAGCCCAGAGUUUACAGGACAGCUGCAGGUUAUUCUCUCAGCAAAAUUUUAAGGAAAAAAUUUAUCUCAGCGGAACAUAAAAAGGCAGUGAGAUGACGGAAGACUCCAGUGCACAGGCAGAGAAAACCAUUUUGUCAAUGCUUGGGAUUGUUUAUUGAGCGGACUCUUGAUGUGGAGAAAGGACUGUAAAGAUGCCUUGGAGACAGAUUUAUAGCUUUUUAAUUUUCUUUGCUGUAGUAUCUUUGUAGUGUUCUAUACAAGUUCCAAUGUGGAAUUGUUAUGAGUUUGAGGGGAUUUUGACUUUUAAAUAUUCUUAGAUGCACUGAGAAUUUUGAGAGCUAUGAACCAGGAUCAUGGAGUUAUUAUAUACAGCCUUUCUAUGUUAAAUAUCUGCAGUGUGUAGAGUUUGGAAAAUGUUGUAUGUCCACAGUAACUUUUAAUAAAAUCCCAAAAAAAAAGAAAAGGGGGUGUGUAAUUGUUUUCUUAGGUAGAUAUAUUGUGGGUGGGUAAUUCCAGCUUUUAUCACAGCCAGGGAAAUGCAAGGACUGCUAAUCAGGCAUAAAGUGCAGAGAUGAAUCGUCAAGUCCUCAGAAUUUAAAAACUGCUAGAACUGGUUUCUGCGAGAAGGAGAGAUCGUUAGAACGUAUAGAUACAGCAGCUACUUCAUCGGCCAGGAAAGGCAUGAUCCGACGUUAAAACAGCAAAUGGUUUACACUUCCAAGAAAACAGGUCUAGCACAAGAAGUCUGGACAAAGAAGCCUAAUUUCAGCCAGCACUGUUGUAACAGUGAGCGGUAUUCAUGGAUCAAAAGCUUUUACUGCAGUAAAUUUAAAGAGAAGGCCAACGAAAACAGAUGUGUCUUAUAGAGCAGAAUAGAGCUAAGCAUCAGUUAAACUUCACCAUGUAGGUAAGAUAUUAUUUAAUUGUCUUUUAUGUUACAGAAGUGAAGAGGUGGUCAAAACUUAGCUCAUAGAAAUCUAGCAGAUAAUUUUUUUGAUAUAUCAAAUUUGUUCUGUUCUAUCACGUGGGAAUUUCUUUACUCCAAAUUCACUUUGGUGGCUUUCCAAUUUACAAGAACAAAAAUAAAAUUUCAGUCUCUUUGUGCCUAACUAAUAUCAUUUCUAUGCCAUUUAUGGUUUUAGUUUCUGAAGGUGGGUGUUGAUUGUCCACUGGAUCUUAAAGUGAGAGCUGCCAGUCUUCAUUCCACAUGUGAUCAGAACCAUCCUCAGCCAGCAUCUGACCUCUGUCAACUGGUCUGAGCUGCACUGAAACUGAAAUCACAGUGGUGAGGGCAGUGAUCUUGGCUGUAAGCCACAUGAUGAGUUUUGUUCUCUUCUGAAGUAGGAAGUGAAACAGAAUUCUCUGGAUCGUGAGAAUUUUUGAGGAUGCUGAGUUCUUUGAAUUAAUAGCUUUGCAUUCGUGGCAGGUUUUAAAAGUGGCUUUGACUAAAAGCUCCCAAUUUAGUUAUUUCAAAAAAGCUGGUGGCAAUUGAGUUGCCAUUUUCUCUUUCAUAUUGCAGUAUUAUAGACUAUACAAUUUGUGUAUGGAUGUGAGUGGCAGACACGAGCGUGGAAAGUUAUUGAGCUUCAAGCUAAGGGGAUACUAAAAUAUUAAUCAGGAAGUUGUUCACAUUGGGUAAUAAAAAUAAGAAUUGGCUUUGUUGAUGAGAGUAAUGAAAACCUGAGACAUUUGGAUCCUGCUGAUGUGCUAGGAGAUAGCAAUAGAAUUACAACUUUUAACUUACAGUUCUGCCAAAAUGUGGAAGCCAACCAACAGAUAGUUUUCGUGAAUAUAUCUGUCUUCAGGAUAAAUGUUGAAAGUUAUUGAAGUGCUCAAAAAUUGGUUAAUUUGGACCACUUUUUUGUCCUAAGACUUGUAUGACAAGCCACCUGUUGUAGAAUUUGUGAUUACAUUCCUUAGUGUGUGUAUUGGUGUAAUUGACUGAGUUUUCCAUGACACUGAACAAUUUGGCUUUGUUACACCAAUAAAUUUGUCAUUGGCUUGAAAAUUGUACUUUUAAAACCUGCUGUGUAUGGAAUUGUGCUGCAGGAAUAAUGAAUGGAGAACCUUGAUGGUUGAGGGACAGAAAUCUAUUUGAGAAAUAAACACAUGAACCACUAGGCAUUCUAAUAGUUGGGUCUUAUUGACCCUAGGAAUUUUUGGAAAAACUGCGUUGAAAUUUUCAAGUGCUCUUUUUUUUCCCCUUGUUUGAAUAGAUUUGCUUGCCGACAAUUGUGCUUCUGUGUUAGCUUGCUCUGAUAUCUUUUUUUAAAAAACACAAAACGUCAUCUUGGGUGGAGCUUGGAGAAAUGUUAGUUAUGAGAAUACAAGAUAGGGAGAUUUAUGAUCAUUGUCACAAGUAUUCCUAUAGGAUUAUGGUUCUUGUUCCCAGGUUUUAAGAUGGCUUGGAAUGUCUAAUUAAUGUAAGUAUUACUUGUCAAAUUGGUGUCUGGUAAAGGACACUUUUUUCAUCAUGCAAAUAUUAAAGGGUACUCAGAAGUUAAAUCAGUACUAUGAACCAGAUGCAUAAUUGUGAAAAGGUGAGUGAAAUUAUUUUGUUGUUAAAAGUAAUUCAAGUUAAACCUAGGUUAUAACCACUAUGAACGUAUAAUUUGUGUAAGUUGGCCUAAGGGACAGAAGACAACUAUAUCUUAGCUGAAGCUUGGAUAACAGUAACAACAGUUUGUGGAUACUUUAGUACUUCAUAUAAGUAAAUACAUUCUAUUGUGCAAUUAACAUCUGAAUAUUACUUUUAAAUUUGGGAUUUAACUGAAUACUGAAAAUUAAAAAUCGUGAUGUCAUCUAUGAAAAUUCCCGAUAGGAUUGUCUACACUUAAGGCCACUGUGUGCUAUUUUUCCACUAGAUGAGCUUCCCACCAGCUCGUUAUAAUUUAUAAAACUAAAUUUUAUUUAUUAAAUUAUUCCUUGUGACAUUAGAGCAGAAUGAAUGGGGUGUGAUUUCAAAGGACAGAUGUAAUACUAAGAUCUGGAGGUUAUAUGUGGAAUGCCUUUUAAUCUGAAUAUAUUUACUUUGGAAUUGACUGAUGUAUGUUAAAAUCUAAAAUUCAACAUUUCAGGGGAAUGUAAAUGUGCCAGUUGAAAUGUGACCUACACAUUGAGCUAACUGAAUGUAGCACGAUUUGUGGAAUAGCAGUGAUUUGGGCACAGCCUGUUGAGAGGGUGAUAUUUGGAAGUAGACUGAGCAGACCACUUUGAUCAUUUAAAGUAGUUACUUGUGGCAGUGCCCCACUAAGAGCUUCUAAACCUUGUAACUUGGUAAUGUCAGAAGUCCCAAGUGGAAGCAUACCACAGCCUGUGCUGGGCAGUUCUGUGAUUUGCAAAAGUCCAUGUUUGAAAGUGGCUAAAAGAAUUUUCUGCAUUAUUUUAAUCUUUUAUAUUGGUGAUUCGUCUUUAUCUUUAUUCAAUUGACUUUGUUGCAGUGCCUCACCUACCUCUUCAGCUUCAGUGAGACUUUUCUUUGAUCUUGUUCGCUUCAGGAAUUCCCAAAGAAUGAAUCUCUUAAAAUUCAUCUAUACUAGGGGUUCCCAACAUUUUUUAAUACCGUUAAGCAAAAGGUCAAUGGACCCCAGAUUUGGAACCCUGAUUUGUAGGGAAUCUUAGCCAACUUGUACAUUAACUUUGUUUCCAUUGUGGGAUGCAAUAGGAUGUAUUUUGGCCAUUUAACAAGAUAGUCUAUUAUACUUUUUUAGUGAUUUUGAUGAACUCUUUCACUGCCUUCUGGGAUAAAGAAUUCAAAAUAAUUGUCACCUAUUAUGUGAAGAAGUUUCUUCAUCCUUUAAAUUUAAUUUUGUGACUAGUUUAUUUUGCAGUAAAAAGCCUGUUUUUCAACACCAUUGUGAUUAAAACCCAGCAUACUAAACUUUCCUGAUGCGGUUGCAUGUUGUUUUUAUGUGAUUGUGCAAGAAUAUUCCCUCGUGAAUAUAACGUUACCCAGUCUUGAGAUACUAUUCUGUUAUAUACUACAAAGAAGGUGACCUCAGUUUUUGCCAGGUUAAUACUGUUUCUUACCCACUCACUCAGCUUGCCUAUAUUCCCUAUUCUCCAUCCCAUCCAGUAUAGUAAACUUGGAGGUAGCAGAGAUCAAAUGCUGUAUGGCUUACUGAUUAUGAAUAACUGGUACCUAAGCAUGAAUGUAGAUCUUCCUUUGCCAGAUAAUGUUUUAGCUCUUUGUUUAGUAUUCCAUUGGCUGAGAGAUCCUUCUCUCAGUAUUGACAUUUUUCAUUUGUGUUCUCAUCCUUGGGCACUCAUGUAUUUGUCCUAGAUGACGGUAAAUUUGGACAAGUUAAUGAUUGAUUAAAUAGAAUCAAGUCAGUUAUGUUUCCACUGCUGAUUAGCUCUAGUGGCAUAUAUUAAGUGUUGAUGGAUCUGUGCAAUCAUGCAUUCAAUAAAUCAGAAUGGAUCCUUUAGGGCAAUAUUGUGUCAGUUGAAUGGUUUUUCAAAAAAGUAACCAUUGAUCUUGGUUGCUAGUAUAAAGUUUUAGGUCAACAAUGAAAAAUACUGGAUUUUUGUGAACUGCAGUGUUGGAGGAGGGUAAGGAGUGCUAUGAGUAGAUUAUACUUAAUGGUAAAAGCAUAGAACACCAAUGCAGUAAUGCCACAAAUAAGCUGCUAUGUAUGGACAACAGCAUUUAUACUCUAGGCUGAUCCUGCCUCAGAAAUGGUAAAUUACUGACUUGAUAACAGUUGAAUUAGGAUAAAUUCUUUGGCUAUUUUUGAUAGAAAAUACAUUUUGCAGGUGUAUUUCUCAAUAAGAUAUCCGGGUGUCCUGCUUUUCACCAGGUAUAAUCUGUAGUGGAAACAAUCCAAACCUGAAUUGAAAAAAUUUAGCAGAAUUGGCCUGAAAAAAGCCAAUUUAUGAAAAUGUCAUCCAAAGUUUAAAACUUUACAGGAUACUCUUCAAGUUAGGUGGCAGUGCCUGGAAUUCUUUAUACAACUCUGUACUUGAGGCGGAACUUAUUUUUAAAUUAUGUUUGCAUUCAGCAGCAUUAUAACCUUGUAGAUAACAGAUGACUCCCUGUAUUCAAACCGUUUGGGUAAUGGAAAUUCAAGAAUUUGCAAAUCACUACUGAAAAUUUUGCGAGAAUAGUAAGUUGAUAGGAGGGUGGGAAAUAAGAAUAAAAAUUUUCAACUUGUUUAUUGACCACAUACUGUUAACGAAAGCCAUGAUGUGCAUAGUUAACUGGAAAUAUAAAAAUUUGCACAGCAAUAAUUUUCAAAUAAUUUAACUUUUUUAAUGUAAAAAAAUUCUAUUUGCCCUGCGAUUGAGACUAAUUUUGGGUCCUUUACCUGGGUCUGACUGGCUUUAGGAUAUCAGUCAAACAUACAAGUAUGUAUGUGUGAGGCGGCAUUUUUGAGACAUACGUUGUGGUUGCUUGUGACACAUCUUAUCACUCAGUACGUCCUGGAAUUCUAAAGAAUGAGCAUUUGCAAUGCACUGGCCUAAAAAAUUUGUUUGAGGGUUGAAUGCCAGCAGUUGCCUUUUGGAAUCGUGAGCCUCCCAACAGCACAAUUAAAUCCAAGAAAAUGGUAGUUAAAAAAAAAAGCAGACAACUAAAAUAAGCUUAAAGGUUUGCAUAAAAUGCCAUGAUGAAGAUUUAUUUGAUUUGUCAAUUUGGAAUUUAAUGCAUUGGGUGUAUUUUUUCUUCUGUUACCAUUAAACUUAAACAUAUCUCCAAAGGAGGUGUACCAGCAAUAAUUGGAAGCAUAAAACACUUGUGCCUUUACUGUGUUCAAUUCUAAAGUGCAAUUCAUCUCAAUGAGAAAUAUAACCAAUUUUAUUGUAUUUACAGAAUGUUUAAUUUGUAAAUAGGUAUGUAUUGAUAAUUGCAUGGACCCAUUCUAAAUGUGAAUGUUUAUCUUGUGAACAAAACAAGUGAUUUUGAAAUAAAUCUCUGAAAUGUUAUAUUACUGCCCAAUAUCUGGAAAAAAACACAUUUGAGUCCCUUGAUGUAUUCGCAGGUACUUUAUUUACAACAUGUCUCUUUUGUUACUGAGGCUGACAGUAUUUGUAAAUUUACAAAUUUGUAUUUUGAUUAACACACAAUGCACACAUUUUAGAUUUGUGUCCAGAUGCAUCUCAAGCUGUACUGUGGCAAGAGUGGGGGGGAAAUGGUGGCUGGGGAAUAAAUAAUUUGUGAGUACAUAACUGUGGGCCAGUGCUAUAUGGGAGUGUAAACAAAAUGAGCAUUUAAUAUUUAGUUUAAAAAAAACUAAUGUACGCUAUAUGCAGUGGCAUUAUGGGUAAACUGGAAAGCUAUUUGUAAGUGGUUGUGUCUAAUUUGAACAUGAUUUUUAGAAGCAGAUUGUUAAACCAGUGCUAUUACACUUAAUAGAUAAGUUGGGGCAGGUAUCAGUUAAAAGUGCAAAAAUACAACUGCAGAUGCUGUGGGUCAAAGAAUACGUAUACGACGUUGGAAGAACUCAGCAGGUCAGGCAGCAUCUGAGAAAAAGAGUAGCCAACGUUUCGGGCCGAGACCGCUCAUCAGGAUCGGUGGGGGAAGAGGGCCGAAGCCCAGUAAUAGUUAUAGGGGAGGGGGAAGGGCUAGAGGCGCCAAGGUGGAGAACCAAUCAGGAAGGAUAAAGGGGAGGGGAUGAAAGAACGAGAUAAAGGAGCAGAAAGUUGAAAGGGAGGGGGGAAUUACCACCAGGCUGGAGGUUACCCGGACGGUAGAUGAGGUGUUGCUCCUUCGACCUGAGCUUGGCCUCAUGGCAGUAGAGGAGGCCAUGUAUGGACAUAUCUAGAUGGGAAUGAGGCAGAGUUGAAGUGGGUGGCAACGGGGAGAUCCUGUCUAUCGUGACGGACGGAGCGGUCCCCCAAUCUGCAUCGGGUCUCGCCGAUGUAGAGGCCGCACUGAAUGCGAUAAGAAAACUCCAGCAGACUCGCAGGUGAAGUGUUGCCUCACCUGGAAGGACUAUCUGGGGCACGGAAUGGUGGUAAGCGGGGAGGUGUGGGGACAAGUGUAUCAUUUGCGCUUACAGGGAUAAGUGCCGGGUGGGAGUUAUGUCCAGGUAGUGGCGGAGGGAAAGAUGUGCUGGGUGGUGGGGUCCUGUUGAAGGUUGCGGAAGAUAAUGUGUUGCAUCCGGAGGGUGGUAGGUGAGUACAAGGGGAACCCUGACUCUGUUGUGGUGCCGGGAGGAUGGGUUAAGGGCUAAAAUGCGGGAGGUGGAGGACAUGCAGGUGAGCGCAUCUUUGAUAUCUUCAGAAGUAAAACCACGAUCCUGAAAAAGGACAUUUGGGCAGUCAUGGAACGGAAAGCCUCAUCCUGGGAGCAGAUACGGAGGAACUGGGAAUAGGGAAUGGCAUUUUUGCAUCAGUUACAAAGUAAAGGGUUGGCUAUUCAGUACAGCUGCAAAUUUUUUUCCCAGCCAGAUACAGUGGAUGGAUGGAAUUCCAAAAGGAAUUGUAAUACUUGAGUUUUUAAAAAAAUACUGAAAUGAUGCAGUUGUAAAUCAACUACAGUAUAUAAUUAUUUUACUGUUUGCACUUCCUCCCAUUGUGAAGCACUUUAAACUACAUCAUCUUCAUGGUAAGUUGUGUAGAGCUUGUAUUGUUCACGGUUUUCCUUUUCUUCAUACCCUUCAACUUGUCCUGCAGUAGAAUUUGCAGAUGAUACAUGCCUUUCCUUUAAAUGAUAUUAAACUUUGAAACCAA
Molecule: messenger RNA, 8865 nt
Organism: Hypanus sabinus (Atlantic stingray)
Lineage: Eukaryota; Metazoa; Chordata; Chondrichthyes; Myliobatiformes; Dasyatidae
Product: heterogeneous nuclear ribonucleoproteins A2/B1-like
Exons: 12
Coding region: 174-1142 (322 amino acids)
Molecular function (GO): RNA binding
Source: RefSeq, a predicted model, not a curated record